Messenger RNA from Periophthalmus magnuspinnatus, 1021 nucleotides. RefSeq names its product claudin 26 (gene cldn26). The transcript has a single exon. Gene Ontology annotation, molecular function: structural molecule activity. Lineage: Eukaryota; Metazoa; Chordata; Actinopteri; Gobiiformes; Gobiidae. Gene Ontology annotation, biological process: bicellular tight junction assembly; cell adhesion. Bases 371 to 1021 code for a protein of 216 amino acids. The record is from RefSeq and is a predicted model, not a curated record. Gene Ontology annotation, cellular component: plasma membrane; bicellular tight junction.
GCAUCUCAGAUCAGCAUCAGGGCUUUUGUGUAUUCAGCAGUGUCCGACUUGCUCAUGUUUCGUUCAGUUAAGCUUUUACUUGUAUGCACGCUGCACUGAAUCCCUUUGGACGUAUUCAGUUUCAUCUAAAACAGUCUUCCUUGUUCACUGUCCAGAUAAUUAACACUGAAACAAAACAGUGUGUCUCUUGUCAUGGCACAGUGCUGGGCUAUGUUCCUCUCAUCAAGUGCAUUUUUGGAUUGGUGAGUGGGCUGGCCAAGUUGGUCCUGUUACCUUAGUUUUAAGAGGUUUUCUGGAGCUUCCACUUUAGUCUCCGGCUUGUAUCUUUAGAGUAAAGACUGUAAGAGUGUGGCUUUAUUCACUGGAGAAGAUGGUUUUCCUCACACCCAAAAUAAUGCAAAGAACUGCUCUAUUUGUGACGUUUGGAGGUUUUGUCACUUCUUUGAUGACCAUGUUUAUUCCUUUUUGGAAAACGAUGAAUUCAGACUUAAAUGAAAUGGAGAACUGGUUUUCUGGACUGUUCCACAUGUGUCUCUAUACAGAAGAAGUAGGAAUUCAGUGCAAAGCUUAUGAGUCGAUUUUAGCGCUGCCUAUGGACCUUCAGAUCUCCAGAGUGCUCAUGUCUGUAUCUAUCGGAACAGGUGCCUUUGCCAUUGUGAUGGCAUUUCUUGGUCUGGAAGGAGUGGAGAUUUUUCAGCCUGGGCUCAAAAGAGGACUGCUCAUCUUUAGCGGGGUCCUGACAUGGAUCUCUGGCCUCACUACCCUGGCCCCUAUAUCAAUAGUGGCCUAUACGACUGUGGUUGAAUUUUGGGAUGAGGGUUUCCCCGAUGUGAUGCCCCGCUGGGAGUAUGGAGAGGCCAUGUUCUCUGGAUGGUUCGGAGGUUUUGCUCUGGUCAUUGGAGGGACACUGUUCUUUAUUGCUGUGUGCAUGGGAGACUUUGAUCAGAGUAUCCAAACUGUACCUGGCAGUCCGCUGCCAAAGCAAAGGACACAGAAUUAUCUUAAGACUGAGGUGUUAUGA